AGAACGGGAUUUACGUCGUACUUUGCAAAAGCAGCAUCACCAACGUUCUCAUGUGUAGUGAAUGGUCAAGAAGAGUUGGUAUGGGAUGAUUCCUCAGCUUCUUCGAGCCUAUAUAAAUCGCCUAUUCUUAAUCAAUAUCCGUAACAUUCUACGUUUUUUCAUCGUAGCAAUUGAAAGUUUCUACCUUUUUGUCACCAUGUCCAACCCCAAAUCAGAGUCAGAGUCUCAACCCUCUGCUUCAGAAGCUGCACCCUUCGAUCCCACACAACCCUCGAUACCCAUUUCUUAUCCAAUGAAAACCCUUGAGGAACUCGAGUCUCGCUCCUACUUCGAGUCCUUUCACUACCCUUUCAACAAAGCUUCGGUUCCCAUUGUUCCCAAUGCUUCUUCGUUACCCAAUAGGCGAAGAUUGCUAGUGUGUCAUGAUAUGGCUGGGGGUUACUUGGAUGAUAAGUGGAUUCAAGGUGGCACAAACCCUCAUGCUUAUGCAAUUUGGCAUUGGCAUUUGAUCGAUGUUUUUGUCUACUUUUCCCACACCCUUGUUACUCUUCCUCCUCCUUGCUGGAUUAACACUGCUCAUCGCCAUGGUGUUAAGGUGUUGGGGACUUUCAUCACCGAAUGGGAUGAGGGAAGGGCUGCCUGUGAUACACUGCUUUCAACAAAGGAAUCUGCACAAAUGUACGCAGAACAUCUGGCAGAGCUCGCUGUUGAUUUAGGCUUUGAUGGGUGGCUAAUAAAUAUGGAGGUAAAUUUGAAUCCAGGGCAAAUUUCUAAUUUGAAAGAGUUUGUAUACCAUUUAUCAUUAACAAUGCAUUCUUCUCUGUCUGGAUCAUUAGUGAUAUGGUAUGACAGUGUUACAGUCGAUGGUAAACUGAAGUGGCAAGAUCAACUAAACAAGCAUAAUAAGCCAUUCUUUGAUAUAUGUGAUGGAAUAUUUGUAAACUAUACAUGGAAGGAAGACUAUCCAAGGCUCUCUGCUGCUGUUGCCAGUGAUCGGAAGUAUGAUGUAUACAUGGGAAUUGAUGUAUUUGGGAGGAACACAUAUGGUGGUGGGCAAUGGAAUGCAAAUGUUGCUCUUGAUUUACUGAGAAAGAAUGACAUCUCUGCUGCAAUAUUUGCUCCUGGAUGGGUCUAUGAGACAAAACAAGCCCCUGAUUUUGAGACUGCUCAAAAUAGUUGGUGGGGUCUUGUGGAAAAUUCAUGGGGAGUGCUGCAAAAAAGUCCUGGAGUACUACCAUUCUACACAAAUUUUGAUCAGGGACGUGGUUAUCAUAUUUCAGUUCAUGGUGACAAUGUAUCAGAGGCCACUUGGAACAAUAUUUCUUGCCAAGGCUUUCAGCCACUCCUUGAGUUUGCUGAUCCUACAAAUUCUAUUCAAGUUCUUGUAGACUUGAAGGAAACAUCAUAUAGUGGAGGGGGGAACGUUACAUUCAAAGGGUCUCUUGGAGAGCAAAAUUACAUUGAGAAGAAAAUCUUUCAAGGACAGCUUCUUUUGAGCAAGUUGCCCAUCCACUUUAUUUAUUCUGUCAAAUCUGAUGGCAAUUCCUCAUUGGGACUUAAGCUUGAGUUCACUUCCACCAACCACCAAAGAACAUCUAUACUUCUCACAUCCUGGGUGGCGAAUCAUUUCUCAAGCAAAUUCAGCAAAGUAAUCAUGACUCGUGAACACAAGGAAUUUUCCCCUGGAUGGGUUAUAAAUGAAGGCGUAAUUGCAAUGAAUGAAUCAUACACCUUAACAGAAAUCCAUGCAGUGUGCUACAGAUCAGAUUCUCCAUUCAAUGACAGUGAUGGAACGGUGGCUUCUUCAUCAGAGUAUUUUGCACUUCUUGGUCAUAUCACAAUCAAGACUUCUGACUACAAGUCAGAUUUUCCUGUGUCUUCUUCCUGGAUAGUUGAUGGCAGCUACAUAAAAUGGAUAUCAGGUUCUCUAGGUUCAAAGACCCUUAGCGUUAAAAUUUCUUGGAAUCUAAAAGACGUAGAGAACUAUCUGUUUCCAAAGUACAAUGUGUAUUUGGUGAAAUUAUCAAAGCAAGAGUCUGGUAAACCAGGUACAACAUUAGAUCAUGUGAAAGAGUACCUUGGAGUAGCACAAGUAAACUGUUUUUAUGUUUCUGAUCUCAAAGUUCCUUCAGGAACUUCAAGUCUCAAAUUUAUAAUACAAGUCUGCGGUGUUGAUGGGACACUUCAGGAGCUGGAUGAGUCUCCAUCUUAUGAAUUGGAGGUUGAAGCUCCCUAAAUUGUUAUUAGAAUGUAACUUCAUUUCUCCAAUAAAGGAAGGUUAUGUUGUGGCAGCUACAUAUCAUGUUAUGCUGAAGUAAGCAAUAAAACUUCUCUUUAGAUUUAUACCUAAUAAGGUUUGAUUAUUAU
Molecule: messenger RNA, 2367 nt
Organism: Abrus precatorius (Indian licorice)
Lineage: Eukaryota; Viridiplantae; Streptophyta; Magnoliopsida; Fabales; Fabaceae
Product: cytosolic endo-beta-N-acetylglucosaminidase 1-like
Exons: 11
Coding region: 62-2236 (724 amino acids)
Biological process (GO): protein deglycosylation
Cellular component (GO): cytoplasm
Molecular function (GO): mannosyl-glycoprotein endo-beta-N-acetylglucosaminidase activity
Source: RefSeq, a predicted model, not a curated record